ACCGCCUCUGCCAUAUUUCGCCAUUUCAUUGUCUUACCGGUUACGACUCAGGCGACCGUCUGUUCACCUCCUUUGGUUGGUAUUCGAGAAUGCCUCUGGGUAUUGAAGUCACAAGGCAUCUUUAUGGGCACAUCGAAGUUUGAUGAGCCCCUUCUGGAAUGGCGGAAAACUUUUACUAAAACCCUUUACUUUCAGAUGCUUCCCUCGGAGACAACCUGGCUAGUGACUUGCUCAUUUUAA
Protopolystoma xenopodis is the source of this 240-nucleotide messenger RNA. NCBI's taxonomy places the organism in Eukaryota, Metazoa, Platyhelminthes, Monogenea, Polystomatidea, Polystomatidae. The record is from the annotation of a GenBank genome assembly.